GUUAAUUGAAACCCUAGGCCUCGGCGGAAUCCGAAUCUUUUCCAUUUUAAGGCCUCGGAUAUUUAAGGCCGUUCCCGCGAGCCGUCGCCAUCUCCCUCGCCGUCAGUGCCCCCACCUCUCUCUCGGAAGCGUAGUAGAUUUUGAUAUCGGGAGCCAUGUCGGACGAGGAGCACCACUUCGAGUCGAAAGCUGAUGCGGGAGCGUCGAGGACCUUUCCACAGCAGGCUGGAACUAUCCGCAAGAACGGGUAUUUAGUGAUCAAGGGGAGACCCUGCAAGGUUGUGGAGGUCUCAACCUCUAAGACUGGGAAACAUGGCCAUGCCAAAUGUCACUUUGUUGCAAUAGACAUCUUCAAUGGAAAGAAGCUGGAAGAUAUUGUGCCCUCGUCUCACAACUGUGACGUUCCUCAUGUUACUCGUACUGACUAUCAGCUCAUUGAUAUCUCUGAGGAUGGAUUUGUGAGUCUGCUGACUGACAAUGGUAGCACCAAGGAUGAUUUGAGGCUCCCAACUGAUGAGUCCCUUCUGACGCAGAUUAAGGAUGGGUUUGCAGAAGGGAAGGAUCUGGUGGUGUCUGUGAUGUCUUCAAUGGGGGAGGAACAGAUUUGUUCCUUGAAAGAUAUUGGCCCAAAAUAGACGCUCGAGCCAUUUGAGACUUUUGAGAAAAUCUGUAGUUGCUGAGAACGAAGGGCUGGGAUAUUUGCCCAAGCUUUAAAACUUAAAUUUAAAAUUCUAAUUAUAUUCAUUAUUUCUCUACUGUUAUAAAUAUUUGCUUAACGUUGUUCAUUUUGGUGUUGACAAUUGCUUUAUAGACAAGGUUAUGUGGUCGGUGCCUGUGUUGAUUUCAAACUCAUGUAUUUUGAAUACCCUCGCUCAAUUAUUAUAACAAUUUAGCUACGCAUCA
Molecule: messenger RNA, 903 nt
Organism: Phoenix dactylifera (date palm)
Lineage: Eukaryota; Viridiplantae; Streptophyta; Magnoliopsida; Arecales; Arecaceae
Product: eukaryotic translation initiation factor 5A-2-like
Biological process (GO): positive regulation of translational termination; positive regulation of translational elongation
Molecular function (GO): ribosome binding; RNA binding; translation elongation factor activity
Source: RefSeq, a predicted model, not a curated record